Choloepus didactylus (southern two-toed sloth) is the source of this 4077-nucleotide messenger RNA. RefSeq names its product nicotinamide nucleotide adenylyltransferase 1 (gene NMNAT1). The record is from RefSeq and is a predicted model, not a curated record. Gene Ontology annotation, molecular function: nicotinamide-nucleotide adenylyltransferase activity; nicotinate-nucleotide adenylyltransferase activity. The transcript is spliced from 6 exons. The coding region runs from base 293 to 1135 and encodes 280 amino acids. Gene Ontology annotation, biological process: NAD+ biosynthetic process. Lineage: Eukaryota; Metazoa; Chordata; Mammalia; Pilosa; Megalonychidae.
CGGGAGGAGCACUUCCGGACGCGUGAACUUCCGGUCUCCUCGAACCAAUGGGGGUGUGGCUGCGGCGGUUCCCGGAGCUGGUGUUCCCGGAGCUGCUGUCCCCGCCGCGGGACGUCUCCGGGAGCGCUCGGGCCCGUUCGCUGUGAGGGCGUGGCUGGAUCCACCUUCCUGGAGGCGGGUCGACUCUCACGCAUCUCGAGGAGGAGGCAGCUUUCUGCUGGGCAUCACUUUAAAAGACAAUGAAGGACGUGCUGCCAUUUUCCAUUUAGAUCAGCAACUUCAAAUUCUUACAAUGGAAACUUCAGAGAAGACAGAGGUGGUUCUGCUUGCUUGUGGUUCCUUUAAUCCUAUCACCAACAUGCACCUCAGGUUGUUUGAGCUGGCCAAGGACUACAUGCAUGGAACAGGAAAAUAUAGAGUGAUCAAAGGCAUAAUUUCCCCUGUUGGUGAUGCAUAUAAGAAGAAAGGACUGAUCCCUGCCCAUCACCGAGUUAUUAUGGCAGAGCUUGCUACCAAGAAUUCAAAAUGGGUGGAAGUUGAUACGUGGGAAAGUCUUCAGAAUGAGUGGAUAGAAACUGCUAAAGUGCUCAGACAUCAUCAAGAGAAACUGGAGGCUAGUAACUGUGACAACCAGCGGGAGUCACCUACUCUGGAAAAGCCUGGACGCAAGAGGAAGUGGACUGAACAAAGACAAGAUUUUAGUCAAAAUAAAUCCUUGCAGUCAAAAGCGAAAGGUGUGCCAGAAGUAAAGUUACUCUGUGGAGCAGAUUUAUUGGAGUCCUUUGGUGUUCCCAAUUUGUGGAAGACUGAGGAUAUCUCCCAAAUUGUGGGGGGCUGUGGGCUCGUGUGUAUUACUCGGGCUGGAAAUGAUGCUCAGAAAUUCAUUUAUGAAUCUGAUGUGCUGUGGAAACAUCGGAGCAACAUUCACCUGGUGAACGAAUGGAUCACCAACGACAUCUCUUCCACGAAAAUCAGGCGAGCCCUCAGAAGGGGCCAGAGCAUUCGCUACUUGGUACCAGACCUUGUCCAAGAAUACAUUGAAAAGCAUAGUUUGUAUAGCUCAGAGAGUGAAGACAGGAAUGCUGGGAUUGUCCUGGCUCCUUUGCAGAAAAACACUGCAGAAGCUAAGUCAUAGGGAAUUCUACAGCAUGAUAUUUUGGACCUCCCUUGUGGGAAUUUGAAACAAUCUGCAUGUUAGUAACUGGGGAAAGGAGUUGUGAUUCUGAUUCAUACACAAAAGCUUAAAAUUUUGGUAAAAAUCAGGAGUAAAUGAAAAUCAGCUUUUUUUUUUGUUUUUGGUUUUUUUUUUUAUCUGAAGUCACUAAGAUGAAUGCUUUCGGUAUGGUCCUUUUAUUUUUUAGAAUUUAUGAAUCCCUUUAUCUUCAAAACAAGAUUAGCAGCACUAAAAAUCAGAAGAUAGUUGCUCAAACUAACUACAAAUAAGAAAUAAAAAAGGACAUCCUAGCUUUCACACAUAAGAGAAGCCAAGUGUGCAAAGCAAGAGUUCAUUUAAAAUCCCAACUCUGUCAUGUGAGAACUGUCCUUCGUGCAUACCUGCUGCUGGGCAGUCUUCACCCAGAGUAAACAAAGAAAGGAAUUCCUAAAUUGGUGAUCUUGUGAAAUGCACACUGAUCCACCGUCUUCAGCUAUGCCAAAGAAAGUUUAUGAAUGUGCCUGGCACACAACCAAAUGGCCAGUUAAGCUUUGCCAAGACACACCUGCCUGGAGCAGUGGGAGGUGGGGUCCAGGGACUUGAAUGUUUGGAAAGGUGCACAAGUGGUUUGGAUCCCAUCAGAAGCAGAGAACCUCUGCCUUACACAGGUUAACAUGUUUUCUUAGUGCAGCCUUGUCAUCAGUCAUGUUCUGGUCUUGGCCAUCUGCAGUCUUUUUCUCUUCAGGAACAACGUCAGAGACAACAUCAGGCUCUUUAGAACAGCGAGAACCACAGAGAAUGAGGGGUCUCAUUCAGGAUGAUAUUAAGUAUGAAUGAUCUGAGUCUUUAUUGUUAGCUUAAUAAUAAAACAAACAAAUGAACAGGAUGCCCUAAGAACCUGAGAAGUGCCUCACUGGGUCAGCCAGCACUUCCUCCAGCCCAGAAUUUUGGGUACUGAUGAACGUCUUGUGGAAGCACUCUGUGACCUCAGUCUCAGACUCACUUGAGUUUCUCAAGAGCCCUGACUCUCAUCCACUGUGAAUCUGUCGUUUGUGGAUUUAAGCAGGAAAAGUGUCUGUUUUCUUACACUUUUGUUCUUUUGUAUCAAUUUUAUUCAAAGUAGAACUUUCAAAUUAUAAUUAAGUCAAAGCUUUAUGUUAAAAACAUAAGCUUCUUUUAUGGUUUGCUACUGAUUAAAAUUUUGUGGCGGUUUACUAAUUGGUAAAGCAAAGAGACCAGAAAUAGCUUUUUAUAAAAUAGCUCUGUGAUAGAAACAGGGCUAAAGUUAAAUUUCUAAUGAAAAUAGUAGAAUAAUUAAUUACCUUUUUGCAAUUUCUAGUUCAAAUAUACACCACUCCAGAUGAAGGGUUUCUGAUUCUGCAGGAGACAAAAAAAACAAAAAACAAACAAAAAACUUACAUGUGAGUGUCAGAUCUGAAUCUGUAGUUAAAAAAAAGGAAAAUGUUACUUAAAGUUGGCAAAAGUGUAUUCUACAGCUCCCAACUUAUUCUCACUAAAGCCACUAGGCCAACUUCCCAAACAUGGGAGGGGUGCAAAGCCUGGCACCCAGUAGGGUUCAGGAUUUAUCUGCUGAAUGAAAGAAAGUUUAGACUCUCAGCUCAUAAAGAUGACAGUCAUUUUUCCUCUCCUUAGCCUUUUGGAGUUUAAGAGCUGGAGCGGCACCGAUAACAGAUAAAGCUGUCAGAAUUUAACUUUGAUUCCUCCCCCCUAGAGAAAGCCAUCAAGUUCAUCUGAAGUGUGUGACCUGCAGAAAGGUUCUAAUGCUGGAAACUUCUCUCAGUCUAGGGCCUUCCUACGCUAAUAGUGCCCAGACCCCACUCAGCUGUGUGUGUUGACCUCAGGACUCACUGGGAAAGGCAUGUGAGGACCCUCCCAGGAGACCCGGCAAUGGUGAAAGAUCUUCUUGUACUGUUUAUGGAUCCAGAGCUUUGUACACAGAAUGAGCCGCUUCACUUUUUGUCUCGCUACCGAGCAUGCUGCCAGUGCCACAACAUAAUAGCGUAGUUUGGGUUGUCCUUGAGGACAAUGGAUAAUGGAAAUUAUAACAAUGAGCUUCACAAGGGAAUAAAAAUUAAUGACUGUUGUCACUUCCUCUGAGGCAGAAUAUGCCAUUGUUUAUUCCCUACCACAUCCUUUUUAUAGUUUGCUUUUAUAAUGUUAAUUUAUUUAGAAUCUGGGAAAUGUGUGACGCUGGUGUUGUACUCUUCCACCCCUCAUGUUGUUUGAAUGCAGUAAACUAACCUGCAGUAAAAGUCCUUUCUUUACUGGCAGAUUCAUUCAGACACCCCUAGCAUGAGAGCUUUUUGUCAUCAUUGUUGUUUACCUGUUUAGUGGACAAGUGUGAGCCUUUUAAAUAAAAGGAGUGAGUUCUCCUUGGUGACCAAGGUGUAGAGAUUGAGCCAAAUGAGUAAUUUAAGUUUAUUUCCUUGCAUCAUAGGAUGCUCUUUCUUUUUCUGCCCUCCUGAAGACCUAACCACAGAGUGGAAGGAAGCAUCUUCCUUCUCAGCCUCUCUGAUUCACUCCUCUGGGAGCUCAGAAAUUGCUAUGUCAUGAAAUGCUCUCCAUCUCUGAAAUCUGUAGUUUAGUUUACUAGUGGUACUACUUGAACUUAGUAAUGCCUGUCACUUUCUGAGCACUCACUGUGUGCUGGCGUGUGCUAACUAGUGCCUUAUGUGAUAAGAAGAGUGAGCACGGAUAGGUGACAGGUGUCAAUGACAGAGCUGAGAGCUGGAGGCAAGCAUUUUGUCUUUGGAACCUGUGCACUUAACCUCUCUACUCCUUAUGUCAAAUUCUUCUUUUCAGUGAAGUUUCAGCCAAAUCUUGACCUCCACCCUAAUAAUAAUGCUUUACAAGUUUUCUUUUAUUAAAACACCCUAUAUAAAUAAAUACAACUUUCAGCAGUA